GGCCUCAACUUACAACUUCCCAACUCUCUCUCUCUCUCUCUCAUGGCAGAAUUAGAUCAAGAACUUGAUCCUCCUCCCUUCUUUCUUUGCCCCAUCUCUCUCCAAAUCAUGAAAGACCCCGUCACGGUCGCUUCCGGCAUAACCUACGACCGCGAAAGCAUUGAGAGAUGGUUGUUUUCAGAUAGACACAAGACGUGCCCUGUCACGCAGGUUGUCUUGUCGAGCUUCGACAUCACUCCCAACCAUACUAUAAGACGAGUCAUUCAAGCUUGGUGCACUAUCAAUGCUUGCAAGGGCAUUGAGAGGAUUCCGACGCCUAAGCCACCGAUUGAUUGUAAGCAAGUGGUUCGAAUUCUUGCAGAUGCCAAAUUGUCUCCGUUCUCGCAACAGAAUUGUCUCCGACGACUCCGAUCUAUUGCAGCCGCAAGUGAAUCUAAUAAACGUUGCAUGGAAGCAGCUGGAGCUGUGGAGUUCUUGGCCGGAAUUGUGUGUAAUUCCACCAACGUGGAAUUCAGCUUAGAAGAUUACGCUUACUUGAUUGACGACCAGUUCGCGAAUUUGGGCGAUGAGGCUUUGAGCAUUCUUUACAAACUUCAAAUCUCCGAAUCCGGCCUGAAAUUUCUACUCGCCAACAAUGGCGGCAUCUUCGUCUCAACCUUAACCAAAAUCUUGCAAAACGGAACCUAUGGCUCCCGAGCAUAUUCAGUAAUGCUUCUAACUUCGAUGUUCGAAGUUGCAGAUCAGAUUCAGAUCCUCAGCCUAAACACCGAUUUCUUCAUCGAAAUCGUCCAAAUUCUGAAGGAUCAGAUCUCGAAACAGGCUUCGAAAUCGGCAUUGAAACUGCUAAUCGGUCUUUGUUCGAGUUCCAGAAACAGAGUUAAGGCGGUCCAAGCAGGUGCGAUUCCGGUUCUGAUCGAUCUCCUCCUCGAUCUCGAUUCGUCAGAGAAGCGUUCGUGCGAGAUGAUUCUCGUGACGCUCGAUCUACUCUGCCGCUGCGCCGACGGCAGGGCGGAGGUACUGAAUCACGCGGCAGGGAUCGCUGUUGUAUCGAAGAAGAUUCUGAGAGUUUCGACUCUCGGAAGCGAGAAGGCCGUCGGAAUCUUGUGCUCUAUCGCGAGAUUCUCGGCGAGCGAAAGCGUCGUCCAGGAAAUGAUGCGGCUCGGAGUUGUGACGAAGCUCUGUUUUCUGCUUCAAGUCGUCGGCGCCGGAGGCAAAGCGAAGGAGAAAGCGAAAGAGAUUCUGAAGCUUCAUGGUCGGACAUGGCGGAAUUCUUCAUGUCUGCCUUCGAGUCUGCGAUCUUCUUUUCCACAUUAGGGUUUGUUUUUGCCCCCAAAACUUUCUUUAUUUCAAUUGAUUGAAAUUGGUUUGUAUAUUAAAAAAAUUGGUACA
Cucurbita maxima (winter squash) is the source of this 1389-nucleotide messenger RNA. Its product is annotated as E3 ubiquitin-protein ligase PUB22-like. Gene Ontology annotation, biological process: protein ubiquitination. NCBI's taxonomy places the organism in Eukaryota, Viridiplantae, Streptophyta, Magnoliopsida, Cucurbitales, Cucurbitaceae. The record is from RefSeq and is a predicted model, not a curated record. Gene Ontology annotation, molecular function: ubiquitin protein ligase activity. The transcript has 2 exons. The coding region runs from base 43 to 1314 and encodes 423 amino acids.